AACUCCCCAAAUCCCAGAAAAAGGUGAUUUUUUCAUAAUAUGGGCUCGGACCCAACAUGUCAGGGACUGUGGAAGCUCGGACCCAACAUGUCAGGGUCUGUGGGAGGCUGGGACCCAACAUGUCAGGGUCUGUGGGAGGCUGGGACCCAACAUAUCAGGGUCUGUGGAGGCUGGGACCCAACAUAUCAGGGUCUGUGGAGGCUGGGACCCAACAUAUCAGGGUCUGUGGAGGCUGGGACCCAACAUAUCAGGGUCUGUGGAGGCUGGGACCCAACAUGUCAGGGUCUGUGGAGGCUGGGACCCAACAUGUCAGGGUCUGUGGAGGCUGGGACCCAACAUGUCAGGGUCUGUGGAGGCUGGGACCCAACAUGUCAGGGUCUGUGGAGGCUGGGACCCAACAUAUCAGGGUCUGUGCAGGCUGGGACCCAACAUGUCAGGGUCUGUGGAGGCUGGGACCCAACAUGUCAGGGUCUGUGGAGGCUGGGACCCAACAUAUCAGGGUCUGUGGAGGCUGGGACCCAACAUGUCAGGGUCUGUGGAGGCUGGGACCCAACAUGUCAGGGUCUGUGGAGGCUUGGACCCAACAUGUCAGGGUCUGUGGAGGCUGGGACCCAACAUGUCAGGGUCUGUGGAGGCUGGGACCCAACAUAUCAGGGUCUGUGGAGGCUGGGACCCAACAUGUCAGGGUCUGUGGGAGGCCUGGACCCAACAUGUCAGGUUCUGUGGAGGCUCGGACCCAACAUGUCAGGUUCUGUGGAGGCUGGGACCCAACAUGUCAGGGUCUGUGGGAGGCCUGGACCCAACAUGUCAGGGUCUGUGGAGGCUCGGACCCAACAUGUCAGGGUGUGUGUAGGCUGGGACCCAACAUGUCAGGGUGGGACCCAACAUGUCAGGGUCUGUGCAGGGUGGGACCCAACAUGUCAGGGUGGGACCCAACAUGUCAUGGUCUGUGCAGGGUGGGAUCCAACAUGUCAGGGUGGGACCCAACAUGUCAGGGUGGGACCCAACAUGUCAGGGUGGGACCCAACAUGUCAGGGUGGGACCCAACAUGUCAUGGUGGGACCCAACAUGUCAGGGUGGGACCCAACAUGUCAGGGUGGGACCCAACAUGUCAUGGUGGGACCCAACAUGUCAGGGUGGGACCCAACAUGUCAGGGUGGGACCCAACAUGUCAGGGUGGGACCCAACAUGUCAGGGUGGGACCCAACAUGUCAUGGUGGGACCCAACAUGUCAUGGUGGGACCCAACAUGUCAUGGUGGGACCCAACAUGUCAUGGUGGGACCCAACAUGUCAUGGUGGGACCCAACAUGUCAGGGUGGGACCCAACAUGUCAGGGUGGGACCCAACAUGUCAGGGUGGGACCCAACAUGUCAUGGUGGGACCCAACAUGUCAUGGUGGGACCCAACAUGUCAAGGUGGGACCCAACAUGUCAGGGUGGGACCCAACAUGUCAUGGUGGGACCCAACAUGUCAGGGUGGGACCCAACAUGUCAAGGUGGGACCCAACAUGUCAUGGUGGGACCCAACAUGUCAUGGUGGGACCCAACAUGUCAAGGUGGGACCCAACAUGCCAGGGUGGGACCCAACAUGUCAAGGUGGGACCCAACAUGUCAAGGUGGGACCCAACAUGCAGCAGGAAGGGUCUGAAGGUUUAUUUAAAGGUGCCCUGCCACACAAAACCGUUUCUCCUUGUAUAUUUUGAGAUAUGUCAGCUCCAUAUGUGUGUUUGUGUUAUGUGGUGAAUGUGUAAAUAAACUGCUA
Perca fluviatilis (European perch) is the source of this 1762-nucleotide messenger RNA. RefSeq lists its product as uncharacterized. Bases 57 to 1703 code for a protein of 548 amino acids. The transcript has 2 exons. Gene Ontology annotation, cellular component: membrane. The record is from RefSeq and is a predicted model, not a curated record. Lineage: Eukaryota; Metazoa; Chordata; Actinopteri; Perciformes; Percidae.